Molecule: messenger RNA, 5375 nt
Organism: Capra hircus (goat)
Lineage: Eukaryota; Metazoa; Chordata; Mammalia; Artiodactyla; Bovidae
Gene: DNAJC6
Product: DnaJ heat shock protein family (Hsp40) member C6
Exons: 19
Coding region: 213-3128 (971 amino acids)
Biological process (GO): synaptic vesicle uncoating; clathrin-dependent endocytosis; dephosphorylation
Cellular component (GO): postsynaptic density; intracellular membrane-bounded organelle; cytoplasm
Molecular function (GO): phosphatase activity; clathrin binding
Source: RefSeq, a predicted model, not a curated record
GCCGCGCUCUGCCCAGGGCGGUGGCUUCGCCGGGCCCCGCAAAGCUCCUCUCCUCCGGCCGCUCCCCCUUUCCCUCCUAUUUGCGUCAUGUGGGGCACUUGAUUUUUUUCCCCCUCUUUAAAAAAAAAUUCCUCUUUUAGCCCUUUCCACCUUCCACCUCCCCCUUCGUCUCCUCAGGUUGAUUUUUCCCCCCCUCUUCUCUGGGCUUGCUCAUGAGCCUCCUCGGGAGCUACCGGAAAAAGACCAGCAACGAUGGUUAUGAAUCCUUGCAGCUGGUGGACAGUAACGGGGACCUAAGUGCGGGGAGCGGCGGGGGAGGCGGCAAACAGAGAGUGAACGCCGGGGCAGCAGCGGCGCGGAGUCCCGCCCGACAGCCUCAGGACCGCGCCAGCACCAUGGACAGCUCAGGUGCCUCGUCUCCAGACAUGGAGCCCAGCUAUGGCGGAGGUCUUUUUGACAUGGUGAAAGGAGGGGCAGGGAGGCUCUUUAGCAACCUAAAGGACAACUUGAAAGACACUCUCAAAGACACGUCUUCCAGAGUUAUACAAUCUGUUACCAGCUACACGAAGGGAGAUUUAGACUUCACUUAUGUUACCUCCAGAAUUAUUGUGAUGUCGUUUCCUCUGGACAGUGUUGACAUAGGAUUCAGGAAUCAGGUUGACGAUAUUCGAAGCUUUCUGGAUUCCAGACAUCUUGACCACUACACGGUGUACAAUCUGUCGCCCAAGUCUUAUCGAACUGCCAAGUUUCACAGCAGGGUCUCAGAAUGCAGUUGGCCCAUCAGGCAGGCCCCCAGCCUGCACAACCUCUUUGCUGUGUGUCGGAAUAUGUAUAACUGGCUACUGCAGAAUCCCAAAAACGUCUGUGUUGUCCACUGCUUGGAUGGACGGGCAGCAUCAUCGAUUCUGGUUGGUGCUAUGUUCAUUUUCUGUAAUCUCUACUCUACUCCUGGCCCAGCCGUUCGAUUGCUCUAUGCAAAGCGACCAGGAAUUGGACUUUCACCAUCCCACAGGAGGUACCUGGGCUACAUGUGUGACCUCCUAGCAGACAAACCCUACCGCCCUCACUUCAAGCCUCUCACAAUUAAGUCGAUCACUGUCAGUCCAGUUCCUUUUUUCAACAAACAAAGAAAUGGAUGUCGCCCUUACUGUGAUGUACUGAUUGGAGAAACCAAAAUAUAUACAACCUGUGCAGAUUUUGAACGAAUGAAGGAAUACCGUGUCCAAGAUGGAAAAAUCUUCAUUCCUUUGAGCAUCACUGUGCAAGGAGAUGUGGUUGUUUCCAUGUAUCACUUGAGGUCAACAAUUGGAAGCCGGCUACAGGCUAAGGUGACCAACACUCAAAUAUUUCAGCUUCAGUUUCAUACUGGAUUCAUUCCACUGGACACAACAGUUUUAAAGUUCACCAAGCCUGAGUUGGAUGCAUGUGAUGUACCAGAAAAAUAUCCUCAGCUAUUUCAGGUAACUCUGGAUGUAGAACUACAGCCACACGACAAAGUGAUGGAGCUAACCCCACCAUGGGAACAUUACUGCACAAAAGAUGUCAACCCCAGCAUCCUCUUCUCUUCUCACCAGGAGCAUCAAGAUACUCUGGUCUUAGGAGGACAGGCUCCAAUAGAUAUCCCUCCAGAUAAUCCUAGACAUUUUGGGCAAGGUGGCUUCUUUUCCACUCUCUGCUGGCAAGAUCAGAAAUCAGAGAAGUCAUUCUGCGAGGAGGACCACGCCGCCCUAGUGAAUCAGGAGAGUGAGCAGUCAGAUGAUGAACUUCUGACGCUGUCCAGCCCACAUGGCAAUGCCAAUGGUGACAAACCUCACGCAGCCAGAAAGCCCAGCAAAAAGCAGCAGGAGCCAGCUGCCCCUGCACCCCCUGAGGAUGUGGAUCUUCUGGGUCUAGAAGGGUCUGCAGUGAGUAAGAACUUCUCUUCGCCGGCGGCUCCUCCCUCCAAUUCCGAACUUCUGAGUGACCUGUUUGGAGGCGGAGGUGCAGCCGGUCCCGUCCAGUCUGGACAGUCAGGGGUGGAUGAUGUGUUUCACCCGAGUGGACCUGCAUCCACCCAGUCCACACCACGCCGAUCUGCCACCUCCACCUCUGCAUCGCCAACACUGAGAGCAGGAGAAGGUGCCACCUUUGACCCAUUUGGAGCACCUUCUAAACCAUCAGGUCAAGAUUUGCUGGGUUCUUUUUUGAACACAGCCAGUGCUUCCAGUGACCCCUUUCUUCAGCCUACGAGGAGUCCUUCUCCUACAGUGCAUGCUUCUAGUACCCCUGCUGUGAACAUUCAGCCAGAUGUUUCAGGAGGCUGGGACUGGCAUACCAAACCAGGAGGUUUUGGAAUGGGAAGCAAAUCAGCUGCCACCAGCCCAACAGGCUCCUCGCAUGGUACUCCCACCCAUCAAAACAAACCCCAGACUCUGGACCCUUUUGCUGACCUUGGCACAUUAGGUGGUUCUUCAUUUGCCAGCAAACCUUCCACACCAACUGGAUUGGGUGGUGGAUUUCCACCUCUCAGCUCGCCACAGAAAGCAUCUCCCCAGCCCAUGGGUGGGGGGUGGCAGCAGGGAGGGGGCUACAACUGGCAGCAGACACAGUCCAAGCCACAGUCCAGCAUGCCCCACUCCUCUCCCCAGAACCGGCCCAACUACAACGUGAGCUUCUCAUCCAUGCCUGGGGGCCAGAACGAACGUGGGAAAGCAGCAGCUAAUUUGGAGGGGAAACAAAAAGCAGCUGACUUUGAAGACCUGCUCUCUGGUCAAGGUUUUAAUGCUCACAAGGACAAAAAGGGACCUCGAACAAUAGCUGAGAUGAGAAAGGAGGAAAUGGCUAAGGAGAUGGAUCCUGAGAAAUUAAAGAUUCUAGAAUGGAUUGAAGGCAAAGAGAGGAAUAUCAGAGCCCUUCUGUCCACAAUGCACACUGUGCUGUGGGCUGGGGAGACUAAGUGGAAGCCAGUUGGCAUGGCAGACCUGGUCACCCCGGAGCAGGUGAAGAAGGUGUACAGGAAGGCCGUGCUAGUGGUGCACCCGGAUAAAGCUACUGGGCAACCCUAUGAACAAUAUGCAAAGAUGAUUUUCAUGGAGCUCAAUGAUGCCUGGUCAGAAUUUGAAAAUCAAGGCCAAAAGCCCUUGUAUUAACUUAUGAGCUUUUCCAUUUCUGCUGCAGACCCGUGCUAAUGCUUAGUGUGUGUCACAGUUCUGAGGUUUUUGCAGGUGAACCAAAAACUCCAGCAAUGUGUAUCCAGUACUUAACUGUUAAGUUACUUGUGAAUUAAUUCCUCUUUAAUAAGGAAUGUGGAUGUUUGUUUCCUCAAGUCCCCACCAUAAAAAGUCCAAAACAGGAAAGGAACUUUUAGUCAGAUGACCUUGCAGAGUUUUUUUUACAACAUUCCAGCCUGCCCUGUGGGGAGCCUACUCAGCAAUUUGUGGGGAAAUUGAAAAUACAGUCUACCAAGGGCAUAGCACCCAUCUCAUUGUCUGAGGAUAGGAUAAUGAGCCAAAGUUAUAAUAAUAGGAUUACACGACGGAUUUUAACUAACAGUUUUGAGAUUUUCUUGGAAAGAUAAAAUUUGAGCCAUGGCUUUACGUAAACUUCAGGAACAUGACCAUUAAGUUUUUUGUUUUUUUCUUUUUUAAAAGAAAUUUACUAUGGUCUAUAGUAUAAUACCGUACGCUUCUUUUGGUCAAGAGAACUAACAGAACCUGAACUGUGGGAAGUAAUUAUAUUAUAAUCCAGUGAUUACUACCAACACUUCCUUCCUGGAUAAGCUAAAAUUUAGUGAAAAUGCUGACUGAAGAAAAAUAGGGACGCUAAAGCGGUAGAAAUCUGUAUUCCUGGUCAGAGAGCUGGGCUACUAUCUUCUUUUCCCUUUAGAAAGAUGUGGUAGCUUGAAGAAUGUCUUAAUGCCAUAACAACAACCUGAUUUGAUGAAACUUCUAAUUUUUGCUGUAAGGCUUAAUGCUCCUCCUUUUGCUUAGCAGAGAAAAUGCUCUUAGCUGGGAACAGAUGGUAAGACAGUUUGGCGUGUACACAGUUGAUCAGGAAGACUGUCUAGUAUGGAUCCCCUGUCCUCCAGGUUUGUGAUUGGCUGUGGGAAGGAAAUCGAUGACCACAGUGACAGGGGCAAUCGCAGCGAGAGACAGAGAGAGGCCACUUCAGAUCAAGUCACAUGGCCCAUCAAGGCUGCUUCUUUGAGGAACCAGGUUCCUCUUCCCACCUGAUGAAAUAGGACCUCUUGGAUUCUUACAGUGUGGUUUAUUAUUCUAAAAGUCGUUGGGGGUCCACAGGAAUAACAGUUGCACAGGAACGUCUGUGAAAGUAAAGCAGGAGUGAAACCUUGGCAGACUUCAGACUGGUUGGAUCUCAGUUCAGUGUUUUGGCUGUCUCUCACUUUGAGGGGCGAGUGGUUGUUUCCCAUGACUUUGGUAGAUCUCUCUGGGUGUGCAGGUACACAGUGUGCAGAGGAUAUUCAUACAGAGCAGAUGGGCAGAAAGAUCUUGAUCUAAUCUUAAAAGGUUUGUGCUCAGUAUUGUGAAAAGCUUUCAAAAAUUGUUUUUAAAAGACAAUCCUUUUUUGUUGUUUCCUUCUGUUUUUCAUUUUCUUGUGGCAAACUGUACUGGAAAAGCAGCAUGUCAAAAAUACUUUAUGUUCUAUAUACAACUCUCUUCUUUCUUUCUCUCUUUCUUCCUUUCUUUCCUUCGUUCUUUUUUUGUUGUUGUUAUAAAGGUUCAUUAUUUAUUUUACCUUUUGCUGACAAUGUGAAACUCGCCUCAAAUAUUCUCUUUUUAAAUAUACAGCUGUAAACUGUUCAAAGUAACCAUAAAAAACUAGGUGUUAUUUAUUAACAUAUUAUAAAAUAAUGUUUGCAGUAUGUGCUUGUCUUAUUUAAAAUUGGAAUGUGAGACAUGUUGCUGUGACUUUUUUUCUCAUUCACAUCUGUAGAUAUUGUGUGAACUACAGUAUAUAAUAAUAAUUAAAAGGAUACUAUGUGAAUGUCACGUACAUUUUGAAAUGAUAGAACUAUAUUAGCUUGGUAUCAUGUUGGAUAAUUCAUCCAUGUUCACAGUUUAAAACAUCAUUAAACAUUAUGUAAUUAGCACUGAGAAAGAAUCUUAUCUAACUUAAAUUUGGGAUGCUCCCUAUCUCUUUUCCAGAUACAUUAUAAUUCUGGACCCCUAUUUAUCUCAAAACACUUAACAUAUGCAGACCAACAGGUUUUCGCAUUCCUUUUAAAUAUCUGGUUGUGACAAAGCUCGUUGUUGAUCGGAUUCACUGUUUCAUUCAUAUUUAUUGUAAUAUAUUUUUUUGUUUUGUAAAUAUGUUACAGUCAACAAAAUGUGAUUGGUCUAAAAUAUUUGUAAUGUAUAUUAAAAGGCUCAAAAAUA